UAUUAUCACAUGUUCACAAUCACACUUCUCUCUCGGGUUAUAUAAGCCACCGGCGAGCCAACUUCCGGUAAAAAACCGGCCGGCGAUUCAACGCUCCGAGGAAAAAUCAAAUUUUAACCCACAAAGAUGGAGAACUCAACCCAAGGAUCGAAUCUCAGAUCCGAGAAUUCCGUGACCUAUGAGUCUCCCUACCCCAUUUUCGCCAUGGCCGUGUCCUCCUUCGCCGCCGCCCACCAUGGCCUCCGGCGACGCAGCGUCGCCGUCGGCAGCUUCCUCGAAGAGUACAAAAACCGGGUCGAAAUCCUCUCCUUCGAAGAAGAUACCGUCACUCUGAAAACCAACCCGGGGCUAGCCUUCGAUCACCCUUACCCUCCCACGAAGCUCAUGUUCCAUCCUAAUCCCACGGCGUCAAUGAAGUCCGCCGAUCUCCUAGUGUCCUCCGGCGACUACCUCCGUCUCUGGGAGGUUCGAGAAGCUUCCAUUGAGCCCGUUUCGACCCUCAACAAUAGCAAAACCAGUGAAUACUGCGCCCCAUUGACCUCCUUCGAUUGGAACGAGGUGGAGCCGCGGCGAAUCGGAACUUCAAGUAUUGAUACCACCUGUACCAUCUGGGAUAUCGAGAAGGGCGUUGUGGAAACCCAAUUGAUCGCCCACGAUAAAGAGGUUUACGACAUAGCCUGGGGGGAAGCCGGGGUUUUCUCUUCGGUUUCGGCUGACGGGUCGGUUCGGAUCUUCGAUCUGAGAGACAAAGAACACUCCACAAUCAUAUACGAGAGCCCCCAACCCGACACCCCAUUGCUCAGGCUGGCUUGGAACAAGCAAGAUUUAAGGUACAUGGCGACAAUAUUAAUGGACAGUAACAAAGUUGUAAUCUUGGACAUCAGGUCACCUGCAAUGCCGGUGGCUGAGCUGGAGAGGCACAAUGCUAGUGUGAACGCCAUUGCUUGGGCUCCUCAGAGCUCCAGGCACAUCUCUUCUGCCGGAGAUGAUGGCCAGGCGCUUAUCUGGGAAUUGCCCACAGUUGCAGGCCCAAAUGGGAUUGACCCCAUGUCAAUGUACUCAGCUGGGGCUGAGAUUAACCAGCUUCAAUGGUCUGCUGCUCAGCCUGACUGGAUUGCCAUUGCGUUUUCUAACAAGCUUCAGAUGCUAAAAGUGUAAGGAGAUGAUAAAGAUUGCACCUUUACUAGGUUGUAGCAGUGGUAGUUAAUGGGUUAGUUAUGUAUUGUUAAGUAGUGUUGUUUGGUAUGUGUCUGUAAUUGGUUAUCUGUUAAUGGGUUUGUUGAAUGUUGGAACACUUGUAUUACUCCCCACUUGAUUAAUAUAAUUUCUUGAAUAUGAUUA
This is a messenger RNA of Ipomoea nil (Japanese morning glory), 1341 nucleotides long. Its product is annotated as protein TRANSPARENT TESTA GLABRA 1. Lineage: Eukaryota; Viridiplantae; Streptophyta; Magnoliopsida; Solanales; Convolvulaceae. Bases 127 to 1158 code for a protein of 343 amino acids. The record is from RefSeq and is a predicted model, not a curated record. The transcript has a single exon. Gene Ontology annotation, cellular component: nucleus. Gene Ontology annotation, molecular function: protein binding.